AUGUCAGCCCCUGAAAUGCUGAAUCCAAGGCUUCUCCUCUCCCCUUUUUUUGGGAACCAUUUCUCUUUUUGUCUCUCCUGCCUUUUCUUUUUGUGUGUGUGCGUGGCAAGCUGGAUCUUAGUUCCCCCACCAGGGAUUGAACCUGUGUCUGUUGCCUUGCAAGCGCAGAGUCUUAACCACUGGACUGGCAGAGAAGUCCCUCUCCCACCUGUUCCAAUGGGCCAGGAUGGAGCCAUUGACCUGGCAGUUGUUCAGACACUGGUAGACCCUAAAUGGAGGGUGUGUGUCUGUGUGUGUAUAAAACACAGAUUUCUGGAGCCCAAUUCUGGUCUGGGGAAUCAGAUCAGCGAGGUUACUGCAUACUAUCUGAUUUCAGAAGCUUCCAAAUAUGCACAUUUCAUGCGAAAUGUAGGCAGGACAGGUCUUAUGACCUCUGUCACAAAAUAA
This is a messenger RNA of Rangifer tarandus platyrhynchus (Svalbard reindeer), 447 nucleotides long. The record is from the annotation of a GenBank genome assembly. NCBI's taxonomy places the organism in Eukaryota, Metazoa, Chordata, Mammalia, Artiodactyla, Cervidae.